CAGAGCACAUUACUUUUACUGAGAGAAAGCUCAGUUUUCUGCAGCUGUAUUUGAUUUUUCAGUUUGAUUGAGUGCUGGGGACUUAAUGCUGUCCUUGAGCAUUUGGGUUUUCACCUAUGAGGGCAUUCGUAGGAGGAGUGUGUGACUUUCCGUGGGUAGGAUUCAGAGGAUGGGCUAGACCAUUGCUUUGUCCUCCCUAAACAGAGCCUCUGCUAGAAUGAUCUUGUGGCUAAUGGUGCAGUUAACUUACAACUUCUGAGGAGAGACCACAUCUUCAAUUACAGUUGUUCAUGGACUCCCUGCAGUGUGAAGAUUUAUUUACUCAUGUCCCAUUAAUUCCCUGCAUGAAAAAUUAUUUAAACGUUGCACACAAAUCUUUUGUGAAAGAAGAAAAGGAAAUUCAGCUUGUGGAUCUCAGCAGGAGUGAAACUAAUGCAGCUUAAAAUAAUGCCGAAAAAGAAGCGCUUAUCUGCAGGCAGAGUGCCCCUGGUUCUCCUCCUGUGCCAGAUGAUUAGUGCACUGGAAGUACCUCUUGAUCCAAAACUUCUUGAAGACUUGGUACAACCUCCAACCAUCACUCACCAGUCUCCAAAAGAUUACAUUAUUGACCCUCGGGAGAAUAUCGUGAUCCAGUGUGAGGCCAAAGGGAAGCCUCCUCCAAGCUUUUCUUGGACACGAAAUGGAACUCAUUUUGACAUAGAUAAAGACCCUCUGGUCACCAUGAAGCCUGGAUCAGGAACGCUUAUAAUCAACAUUAUGAGUGAAGGGAAAGCAGAGACUUAUGAAGGAGUCUAUCAGUGUACGGCGAGGAAUGAGCGUGGUGCUGCAAUUUCUAAUAACAUUGUCGUCCGCCCAUCCAGGUCACCGUUAUGGACCAAAGAAAAACUUGAACCAAUAAUACUUCGAAAUGGUCAAUCUUUAGUACUUCCCUGUAGACCUCCAAUUGGAUUACCACCAGCUAUAAUAUUUUGGAUGGAUAACUCCUUUCAAAGACUUCCACAGAGUGAGAGGGUUUCCCAAGGUCUGAAUGGAGACCUUUAUUUUUCUAAUGUUCUCCCAGAAGAUACCCGUGAAGACUAUAUCUGUUAUGCCAGAUUUAAUCACACUCAAACUAUACAGCAAAAACAACCUAUUUCUGUGAAGGUAGUUUCAGCUAAAUCAAGUAGAGAGAGGCCACCAACAUUUUUAACUCCAGAAGGCAAUGCAAGUCACAAAGAGGAAUUAAGAGGAAAUGUGCUUUCACUGGAGUGCAUUGCAGAAGGCCUGCCUACCCCAAUUAUUUACUGGAUAAAAGAAGAUGGAAUACUACCCAUCAACCGGACAUUUUAUCGGAACUUUAAGAAAACCUUGCAGAUUAUUCAUGUUACAGAAGCGGAUUCUGGGAAUUACCAGUGUAUAGCCAAAAAUGCAUUAGGAGCCAUCCAUCAUACCAUUUCUGUCACAGUUAAAGCGGCCCCUUACUGGAUCAUGGCACCUCAAAAUCUUGUGCUGUCCCCAGGAGAGGAUGGGACCCUGAUCUGUAGAGCUAAUGGCAACCCCAAACCCAGAAUUAGCUGGUUAACAAAUGGAGUCCCAAUAGAAAUUGCUCCUGAUGACCCCAGCAGAAAAAUAGAUGGUGAUACCAUUAUUUUUUCAAAUGUUCAAGAAAGAUCAAGUGCAGUUUAUCAGUGCAAUGCCUCUAAUGAAUAUGGAUAUUUAUUGGCAAAUGCAUUUGUAAAUGUGCUCGCUGAGCCACCACGAAUCCUCACAUCUGCAAAUACACUCUACCAGGUCAUUGCCAACAGGCCUGCUUUGCUAGAUUGUGUCUUCUUUGGGUCUCCUCUGCCUACCAUUGAGUGGUUUAAAGGAGCCAAAGGAAGUGCUCUUCGUGAAGACAUUUAUAUUUUACAUGAAAAUGGAACUUUGGAAAUUCCUGUGGCACAAAAGGAUAGUUCAGGAACGUAUACGUGUGUUGCAAGGAACAAAUUAGGGAUGGCAAAAAAUGAUGUUCACUUGGAAAUCAAAGAUCCAACGAGGAUCAUCAAACAGCCUGAAUAUGCUGUUGUACAAAGAGGCAGCACAGUAUCCUUUGAAUGCAAAGUGAAACAUGAUCACACCUUAGUCCCCACUGUCACAUGGCUGAAGGACAACAGCGAGUUGCCCAACGAUGAAAGGUUCACUGUCGACAAGGAUCAUUUGGUGGUAGCUGAUGUAAGUGACAAUGACGGUGGGACCUACACUUGUGUGGCCAACACAACUCUGGACAAUGUUUCUGCAAGUGCUGUGCUCAGCGUUGUCGCUCCUACUCCAACUCCAGCUCCCAUUUACGAUGUGCCAAAUCCUCCCUUUGAUUUAGAAUUGACUAAUCAACUUGACAAAAGUGUUCAGCUGUCCUGGACCCCAGGCGAUGACAACAACAGCCCCAUUACAAAAUUCAUCAUUGAAUAUGAAGAUGCAAUGCAUGAGGCAGGGCUGUGGCACCACCAAACUGAAGUUUCUGGAACACAGACCACAGCCCAGCUGAAGCUGUCUCCUUAUGUGAACUACUCCUUCCGAGUGAUGGCGGUGAACAGCAUCGGGAGGAGCCUGCCCAGUGAGGCGUCUGAACAGUAUCUGACAAAAGCCACAGAACCAGAUAAAAAUCCCACGGCUGUGGAAGGACUGGGUUCAGAGCCUGAUAAUUUGGUGAUUACAUGGAAGCCCCUGAAUGGUUUUGAAUCUAAUGGGCCAGGCCUUCAGUACAAAGUGAGCUGGCGCCAGAAAGAUGGUGAUGAUGAAUGGACAUCUGUGGUGGUGGCAAAUGUAUCCAAAUAUAUUGUCUCCGGCACACCAACCUUUGUCCCAUACCUGAUAAAAGUUCAGGCCCUGAAUGACGUGGGCUUUGCUCCAGAGCCAGCUGUAAUCAUGGGACAUUCUGGAGAAGACCUCCCUAUGGUGGCUCCCGGGAAUGUACACGUGAAUGUGGUGAACAGCACCUUGGCGGAGGUGCACUGGGAUCCUGUACCUCUGAAAAGUAUUCGAGGACACCUACAAGGCUAUCGGAUUUACUAUUGGAAGGCACAGAGUUCAUCCAAAAGAAACAGACGCCACAUUGAAAAAAAGAUCCUCACUUUCCAAGGCAGCAAGACUCAUGGCAUGCUGCCUGGGCUGGAUCCCUUCAGCCACUACACAUUGAAUGUCCGUGUGGUCAAUGGGAAAGGGGAGGGCCCAGCCAGUCCUGACAGAGUCUUUUCUACUCCAGAAGGAGUCCCCAGUUCGCCUUCAUCUUUGAAGAUUGUUAAUCCCACACGGGACUCUCUCACUUUGGAAUGGGAUCCACCAAGUCACCCAAAUGGCAUUUUGAUUGAAUACACCUUAAAAUUUCAGCCAAUUAACAGUACCCACGAAUUAGGCCCUCUGAUAGAUUUAAAAAUUCCUGCCAACAAGACACGCUGGACUUUAAAAAAUUUAAAUUUCAGCACUCGGUAUAAGUUUUAUUUGUGUGCACAAACAUCAGCAGGGUCAGGAAGUCAAAUUACAGAAGAAGCAAUGACAACUACCGAUGAAGCUGGUAUUCUUCCACCUGAUGUAGGUGCAGGCAAAGCAAUGGCAAGCCGGCAGGUGGAUAUCGCGACUCAGGGCUGGUUCAUAGGUCUAAUGUGUGCUGUUGCGCUCCUUAUCUUAAUUUUGCUGAUUGUUUGCUUCAUCAGAAGAAACAAGGGUGGUAAAUACCCAGUUAAAGAAAAAGAAGAUGCUCAUGCAGAUCCUGAAAUUCAGCCGAUGAAGGAAGACGAUGGAACUUUUGGAGAAUACAGUGACGCAGAAGACCACAAGCCUUUGAAAAAAGGAAGUCGAACACCUUCAGACAGGACUGUGAAAAAAGAAGACAGCGAUGAUAGCUUGGUUGACUAUGGAGAGGGGGUGAAUGGCCAAUUCAACGAGGAUGGCUCCUUUAUUGGACAAUACAGUGGUAAGAAAGAGAAAGAACCGGCAGAGGGAAACGAGAGCUCAGAGGCACCUUCUCCUGUCAAUGCCAUGAAUUCCUUUGUUUAAUUUUUAAGCUCUUUGCCAAUGUCCAAUUUCUCUAGAAUGUUUAUCUUAAGCACUUGUUUGUCAGCCUUCUCAUACUAUGAACAUAUGGGUAGAAAGUGUUUUCUGCUGUAUGUUAAUAUUAUGAGAAAAGUUAGAGCAAGAACACAACUCAGUCAAAUGAUAUGUCAAUGUGAACUGCAGUGCAAAGUGCAUACUUUUUCAUUCAAAGUGGGUUGUCUCGAUUUCCUCAGAACUGAUCAAAAUGAUGCAACAUCGUCAACAAAUCAUGCUAUUCCCUCUUCAAGAUACAGUUCAAUAGGAUGCAUGAGAAAUGCUACACAUUUAAAGGACAUACCUAAGUUAAGUAUGUUAUUAAAACAUGGUUUGAUACUUUGUUUAUACUAUCCUCAGCUGAACCCCUAAAUAUGAAUUCCGUUUUCAUUGUCAAGAGUGUUACUGUAGUAUUCUCUAGAACUUCAAUGUCUUUGUGGACAUUGUUGUGAAAUUGGUGAUCCUAUGUCUAGCUGUUGUUAGUCUUUUGGGGAGACUGGUAGGAACAGUAUGUACAGUAUAUACUUGCUAAAUAAGUUAAUUAUGACAGUUGCAUUUGCUGAUGCUACUGAGACUCUGUUACCUGCUCUUUGCUCCUGUUACUUCAUAGGCUUCUUAAUCUUCCAGGUAUUACAGCAGCACAGUGUUCUACUUUGUACAUUAUCUGUGUUUGGUUGUUUUUAGGCAUAAACAGUGUGUAUUGCAAUGCAUUUGGACAUUUGUGCCAUACUGAAAGAAUUGAAACAAAUCACUGUAAUUAAAUUUCAAAAAAUUUUCCAGAAAAUACAGGGCAAGAUACAUGCAGUGCCUUCAGACAAUAAGCAUUCCAUAAUAUACUGCAUUCUGUAUCAGCCGGUACAGUGGACUCCAUCUUAGAUUACUGUCAUUGUCAAAAAGUAACUUUUGAAAAGCAGAGAUAAUGAAAACUGCAAUGCUGAAAACAAAAAAAAAGAAAUGGAAAAUUAAAGUAAGAAGACAGUUUAUUUUAAGGCACAUUUCCCCAUAAAUUACAAAGAAAAAUUUUAUUAUCAACUAGACAACAUGAUAGUUUGGUUUCCAUUCCAACAGGUCACAUUCAGUAAGAAUGUCAACAUGGUAUAAAAUUAAUAGAAAAAUAAACAAGUUAUUGCAAAACUAAAAGCAUACAACAGCAUGCCAACAUAAUUCAUAUUUGUAAGACUUUACCUAUAUGAGCUUUUGAAACUCUCUGCAGCAUUAAGCAAUGUAUAUGCAAAUCACAAUGGACACACUUCAGAAUCUAAGAAAUUGGCAAGUGCUUAAAAGGCCAGCAGUCUAAGGGAUUACAUCUGCAGUUUAAGAAAUAAAUAUAUAUAUAUUCUAUCUUAUUCAUAAACAAUAUCUAUCAAAUGGUUUACCUCUAAAUAUGAAAAUCUAUAACAACCUAUGGUUGAAGGAAUGCUCAGUUUCAUUUGCCAAUAAAUUGGUUUCUCAUAACUUGCAUCAAGUUUAAUUUUAAGUAAAGCUUUUUAUAUGUAGAUAUUUUGUUGAAUUUGUAAAUAUACUUAAAGUGUAGAUGCUAUAUGCUUAUAGGUGUUACAUACAAAUAAACAAAUAAACAAUGUUUAUGUUGCACUGUGUAAGAAGUAAGCUAAUUCAUGCAGUGCAUGGGAUUGGAAAGCAUCUAAGUACCUUUUGUAUUUUUUCUCCCUUUUUGCUGUGACAUGGAAAUAGUGAACUUUUCCACAGCAGGUUUCUAGCUGAAAUCUUCAGACCUUUGCCUAUGGAGCACAGUAGGUUUAAUACCUGGCAUGUUUGGUAAAUGCAGGUAAAGCAUAGUUUGAAGUAAUCCCAGGUUAAGGUGGCCCUUAAUGCUUUCAUUUCUCCAUAUCCACUUUUGAAAGAUCAACCUAUCCAUUGAAAGACAAAAAUAAAAAUAAAAUGGACUUGCCUUGGCAUCAGAGAGCACAAAGAUAAAAGUUACUUUAUUUUGUCAAUGUUUCAGGAGAACAAUAAAAGUACAGUUUUUUACCCUUCCAUAAUGGUACAUGCUAAAUUUAUCUGUGCAUGGAGUCACUUCUGUAAUAAUGCAACAGAUUUUGUAUUAAAAAUUAAAUGUGGUUUUAAAAGUCCCUCUCUCUUUUGUAAUUUAUCAUGUGGAGUGGAGUGUGGAUAUCUAAGUAAUGGUAUAUGUAACAAUAUAGGCAAAUGUGGAAAAAAAAAGCAACUGUUAAACCCUCUUGAUCUCUU
Marmota flaviventris (yellow-bellied marmot) is the source of this 6249-nucleotide messenger RNA. The record is from RefSeq and is a predicted model, not a curated record. NCBI's taxonomy places the organism in Eukaryota, Metazoa, Chordata, Mammalia, Rodentia, Sciuridae.